GAGCAAGGCUUUCAAUGGCAGGUGCAGGCUCUGAGAUGGCUGAAUGAGGAAUCAGUUGCAGUCAGGCCAUGGUGACUCAUUCAUUCAUCAGCUCCAGCUUCUCUCCUCUGCAGUUUCUCACUGCAAAUGAAAAUUUUCCAGUUUGAUGUACAAACUUAUUGAACCCCAAAUAUUCUUAACAGUAAACACUUUAUUAGCUUCAUAAAUCCUUAAAAUCUACAUCUUUAAUGGAAAUCUGCAACUUCUGUCAGCAGUCAUGUUUUUCCUGCCAGUAUAUUCAAAUGCCACCCUCUUAAUCCUGUUCCCUCUUUCACUUCAUAUUUAUUGUCCCCCACGGCUUCGAUGCGAUCCACUUGAGCAUGAGGUGAAGAAUAAAUCAAUAGUAAAAUCAAGAACAAAAAGAUCUGUUCUUGAAGGAACUUGCCAAGUACUUAUCUUAAAGUCUUCACAGUGAAGUCUUUCUUCCUCCAAAAGAUUUCCUUAUAUCUGAAGCUAUAUUCUAUGUUAGAUAGCGUCAUGGCCAAUGCUUCAUCAAAAAUGGCACCUUUUCUUCUUCUUGUUCUUCUCAUGGUGUUGGCCGUCGCAAGCCCUGCUACGUGUGCUUCGCUUCGCGACGAUGCCUCAGUCUUGGCUUCCAUGAGAGCAGGCUUCCAGUCUUCCGGCCCGGAGCUGGAAAGCUGGAGCGAAGCCAAUCUGAGCUCAGUGUGCUCGUGGUUUGGCGUCCGGUGCAACCACGGCCGCGUCGCCGGCGUCGACCUCUCUAAUUUGAACAUUUCCGGCCGCGUCGCGGUCGUGGUCUCCGGCAUGGAUGCGUUGGUGAAGCUCUCGCUCGCCGGAAACCAGCUCGAGGGAGGGAUUAAGCUCGCGGAUUUGCCGAGCCUUCGGUUCUUAAACAUUUCGUGCAACUUAUUCGACGGCGGGAUCGAGUGGGGCUACGCGAGCCUGCGGAGCCUCGAGGUGCUCGACGCCUACGACAACAACUUCACCGCCUUGUUACCGUCCGGCGCCGCGAAUUUGAGCCGACUCAGAUACUUGGACCUCGGCGGAAACUACUUCACCGGGCAGAUUCCGGCGAGCUACGGAAAUUUGGCCGCGCUGGAGUACUUGUCGUUGAACGGGAACGACCUCCGCGGCAGAAUUCCGGUGGAGAUUGGCAACUUGACGAGCCUCAGGAAGCUCUACUUGGGCUACUACAACGUGUUCGACGGUGGCAUCCCGGCCGAGCUCGAGAGGCUCGCCGCCACUCUAGUCCACCUCGACCUCUCGAGUUGUGGCCUCGAAGGGAAAAUCCCGGCCGAGCUCGGCAAACUCGUCAACCUCGAUACGCUCUUUCUCCAUUCCAACCGCUUGUCGGGGCCGAUCUCGGCGGCACUCGGCAACCUCACACGGCUCACCCUGCUCGACCUCUCCAACAACGCGCUCACCGGGGAGGUACCCCUCGAGCUCGCCGCUCUCACUGAACUCACCCUGCUCAAUCUCUUCAUCAACCGGCUCCACGGCUCGAUCCCAGAGUUCGUGGCCAGACUACCGAAGCUCGACACGCUGCAGCUGUUCAUGAACAACUUCACCGGCGUGAUCCCAGAGAAGUUGGGCUCCGGCGGCCGGAUGCGCGUGCUGGACCUUUCGUCAAACAAGUUAACGGGCACCAUUCCCGGCGAUCUCUGUCCACUUAAGCAGCUCAAAGUUUUGAUCUUGUUGAACAAUUUCUUGUUCGGACCGAUCCCUGAGAGCUUGGGCAAGUGUUGGAGCCUCACGAGAGUGAGGCUCGGACAGAAUUAUCUCAAUGGCAGCAUUCCCUCAGGGCUUCUCUACUUGCCCAGUCUCAACCUGUUAGAGAUGCAGAGCAACUACCUCUCUGGUAGAAUACCAGCCAAUGAUGAUGAUUCCGGCCAGAGCCGCAACCAAUUGGCCCAGCUCAAUCUAUCCGACAAUUUGCUUUCUGGUUCAAUUCCGACGUCAAUCUCGAAUCUCUCCUCGAUCCAGACCUUGCUAUUGGGCAGCAAUCAACUUUCUGGUCCGAUUCCCGGCGAUGUCGGCGAGUUGCGGCACAUGACGAAGCUCGAUCUCAGCCGCAAUGCCCUCUCUGGCCUCGUCCCGCCGGAGAUCGGCUCGUGCACCCAGCUCAUAUACUUGGAUCUCAGCCAGAACAACCUCUCCGGGACGAUCCCCGGAGAGAUCGCAGGGAUAUCCGUCCUCAACUAUCUCAACCUGUCGCACAACCACCUAAGCGACACGAUUCCGCGGUCGAUCUCGGGGUUGCGGAGCCUCACCGCAGCGGAUUUCUCCUACAACGAUCUCUCCGGAGAGGUGCCCGCCGUCGGACAGCUGGCCUACCUGAACGCUUCCGCGUUCGCAGGAAAUCCUGCUUUGUGCGGGGCAGCGGUGGGCCAACUGUGCGACGCUCGCCCGGCUGCUCUUGCGCGGCCGCGCGAGGGAGCGGGUGGCGAUUUCAAGCUGAUCGUCGCGUUGGGGCUGCUGCUCUGCUCGCUGGUGUUCGCCACAGCCGCGGCGGCUCGGGCGCGGACGUACCGUCGCAGCGGCGGGGGCGGGGCGGGGGAGUGGCAGCUUACGGCGUUCCAGAAGGUGGGGUUCGGCGUGGCGGAGGUGCUGGAGAGCAUGAAGGAGGGGAACGUGAUCGGGCGCGGCGGCGGCGGGACUGUGUACCUCGGACGGGCGGGAGGCGGAGAGAUCGCGGUUAAGCGGCUGCGGGGCGGCGGCCACGACCACGGCUUCCGGGCGGAGGUGCGAACUCUGGGGAACAUCCGCCACCGCAACAUCGUGCGCCUGCUUGCGUUCUGUAGCGACGGGGAGACGAACUUGCUGGUGUACGAGUACAUGGGAAAAGGCAGCCUGGGAGCGGCGCUGCACGGCAAGGGAGGCGGAACGUCGCUCGGUUGGGGGCGGCGCUACCGGAUCGCGGUGGAGGCGGCCAGGGGGCUCUGCUACCUGCACCACGACUGCAGCCCGCGCAUCGUCCACCGUGACGUGAAGUCCAACAACAUCCUUCUCGACGCCGGGUUCGAGGCCCACGUCGCCGACUUCGGCCUCGCCAAGUUCCUCCACCACGACGGCGCUGCCUCCGAGAGCAUGUCCGCCAUCGCCGGAUCCUACGGCUACAUCGCUCCAGAGUACGCGUACACCCUCAAGGUCGACGAGAAGUCGGACGUGUACAGCUUCGGCGUUGUGCUGCUCGAGCUCAUCAGCGGUCGGCGGCCGGUGGGCGACUUCGGCGACGGCGUCGACAUCGUGCAAUGGGCGAAGUUUGCCACGGGCGGGAGCCGGGACAACGCGGCGGCGAUCGUCGACUCUCGGCUCUGCGCCGCGCCGGCCGACGAGGUGGCGCACGUCUUCUUCGUGGCGAUGCUGUGCGUGCAGGAGAACAGCGUGGAGCGGCCGACGAUGAGGGAGGUGGUGCUGAUGCUGUCGGAGUUCCCCCACCACCUGCCGGAGAGCAACCACCAGUCGCCGGUAUCGCCCUGUCCGUCGACGCAGGACCGGAAACGGGGCCCACUAGUUCCGGAUCUUUUGACGUAGUUGUAAUAUUCUGAUAAUUUCGAUAAUUUCUAGGAUCGAACAACGAAGUGUAAGAAGGGGUUCUUUGUAAAAUAGGUAAUUAUGGUGAGGUCAUAUGAGUGAACGAUGCUUUAUUCCUUUCCUUUAAUUUUGGUUUUUGUUUCAAAAUUCACAUUAAUAUUGUUGAAAAAUUAGAUAUCCUCUCAUCUAAAUUUUUUGAUGAAUUAAUACAAA
Molecule: messenger RNA, 3747 nt
Organism: Zingiber officinale
Lineage: Eukaryota; Viridiplantae; Streptophyta; Magnoliopsida; Zingiberales; Zingiberaceae
Product: leucine-rich repeat receptor-like serine/threonine-protein kinase BAM1
Exons: 2
Coding region: 502-3534 (1010 amino acids)
Biological process (GO): protein phosphorylation
Molecular function (GO): ATP binding; protein binding; protein kinase activity
Source: RefSeq, a predicted model, not a curated record